UCUGAUGCUGUAGGGUGCACGGGAUUAUUGAUACUUAUCCAGACAAUGACGUCCACAACUCAGCGUACACAGGGCUGCAGCCACUCUGAGGGCGAGUGUCGUCUGUGCCGGAGCAGAUGAAGCCCGAUGGGUUCCGGGGCGAGCCAGACAGGUGAAACAGUUACAGAUGUGCCGGCUGCAGUUCCAUCACCCACCGGGUCGUCGGACUCCAAUGACUCUCCGUCCAGCAUUCCUGUCAUCCUCAUCACCGCCCCGUCCAGAGAAGACAUCUUCGCCUCACGGUCCAACAUGACCAUCGCCGACGCCGUCAAAGAGAGGAGGCCUUCUUCUGCACCGUUUGUUGUGGGUCGGAAAUUCCUGACCAGGGAGUGAUGCUGCCGCUCACAACAGGCAAGAGAUCCCUCACUUUGCUCUUGCACCGGAGAGACAGGGUUUCACCAUGGAGGCGCCUGUCGAGGACGAACCUGAGCCCAUCAAGCUCAAAUCCAUCAAGAACAUAACGUUCACGGUGCCUCCGAGCGACAGAUUUGGAAGCUGUCGAAGUGUCCGAGAGUUUGAGAAGCUCAACCGCAUCGGAGAAGGAACCUACGGCAUCGUGUAUCGAGCUCGAGACACCAAGAGCGACGAGAUAGUUGCGCUGAAGAAGGUCCGCAUGGACAAAGAGAAAGAUGGGAUCCCCAUCAGCAGCCUGAGAGAAAUCACCUUACUGCUGAAGCUCAGACACCCCAACAUCGUGGAGCUGAAGGAGGUGGUGGUGGGCACCCAACUGGAGAGUCUGUUCCUGGUGAUGAGCUACUGUGAGCAAGACCUGGCCAGUCUGCUGGAGAACAUGCAGACGCCCUUCUCUGAAGCCCAGGUCAAGUGUAUCAUCAUCCAGCUGCUGCGAGGUCUUCAGUAUCUGCAUCACAACUUCAUCGUUCACAGAGACCUGAAGGUGUCAAAUCUUCUCAUGACAGACAAAGGUUGUGUCAAGAUCGCUGACUUUGGUUUGGCUCGGACGUACGGGAUCCCGCAGCAGCCCAUGACGCCCAGAGUGGUGACGCUGUGGUACAGAGCUCCUGAGCUGCUUCUGGGGUCCAAGACUCAGACGACAGCGCUGGACAUGUGGGCGGUGGGCUGCAUCCUGGCGGAGCUGCUGGCCCACAAACCUCUUCUGCCCGGAACCUCCGAGAUCCAGCAGGUGGACCUGAUCGUCCAGCUGCUGGGGACGCCCAACGAAAACAUCUGGCCGGGCUUCUCCCAGCUGCCUCUCAUCGGCCAGUACAGUCUGAGGAAACAGCCGUACAACAACCUGAAGAAUAAGUUCAUCUGGCUCUCUGAUGCUGGGCACAGACUGCUCAACCUGCUCUUCAUGUACAAUCCCCAGCGCAGAGCGUCGGCCAAAGAUUGCUUGGAGAGUUCUUACUUCAAAGAGAAACCACUGCCUUGUGAGCCGGAGCUGAUGCCGACGUUCCCGCACCAUCGUAACAAGCGAGCUGCUCACGUGUCCGAGAGUCGCUCCAAACGAAGCAAAGUGUGACGCGGCUGCGAGCGGAUCCACAGAUGUUUGGACGCCAUUGUCUACACCAGGAUUUGACCCAGCAGCCCCUUGAGGUUGAGAGAGCAGUUCCUCCUGUGACGGACCCAUUCCCUGAACUUUCACAUCAUAGACGCUACUGCGAGAGCCAACAGCCGUUUUUCCUGGCUCCAAUUUUAAGGACAGUACUGGCAGAGUGAGUACUGCAAUCCUGACCACUUGGGGGCGCUCUACCGGUGUCACCUGGCCCUCAACUGACUGCAUGUGUUGGAACCAACACACCUCUAGUUGGCAGACUGUUACAGGGUUGAAGCAGGGACCCACUCGCAGUUAAAUCAAUCCGGUUCUGAUGAGGAGUCAACAAGAGUCAGAGAUUCUGAAACUGAAAAUCAACACGCCUGACUGUACACGUGUGUGAGAAAAUGUGUCGAGUUAAAACACGCUCUCAGAUUUG
Messenger RNA from Synchiropus splendidus (mandarinfish), 1970 nucleotides. It is a transcript of the gene cdk10, whose product is annotated as cyclin-dependent kinase 10. Gene Ontology annotation, biological process: regulation of mitotic cell cycle; protein phosphorylation. The coding region runs from base 440 to 1519 and encodes 359 amino acids. The transcript has 15 exons. The record is from RefSeq and is a predicted model, not a curated record. NCBI's taxonomy places the organism in Eukaryota, Metazoa, Chordata, Actinopteri, Syngnathiformes, Callionymidae. Gene Ontology annotation, cellular component: nucleus. Gene Ontology annotation, molecular function: cyclin-dependent protein serine/threonine kinase activity; ATP binding.